Magnolia sinica is the source of this 1681-nucleotide messenger RNA. Its product is annotated as probable arabinosyltransferase ARAD1. The transcript has 3 exons. The record is from RefSeq and is a predicted model, not a curated record. NCBI's taxonomy places the organism in Eukaryota, Viridiplantae, Streptophyta, Magnoliopsida, Magnoliales, Magnoliaceae. Gene Ontology annotation, molecular function: glycosyltransferase activity. Bases 91 to 1548 code for a protein of 485 amino acids.
AUCCCCGUACCCGUACCGACGUCGUGCUAUGUUCGACACUACCGCCAAAUAGGCAUACUGGAGCAAAAGGAAGGAAGAAGCCAUGAAAGCAUGUCUUCAAGGAACCUAACUCACCUUCCAUGUCCAACUCCGUCAAUCCUCCUCUCAGUCUCUCUUGUCUCCAUUCUCUCCCUCUCUCUCUUCCUUUUCUUCUUCUCUUCAAACCCAACCCCUUCAUCUCCCAAUCUCUCCUCAACAAUCUCCCAAAUCCCCGACCAACCCCUCCUCAAUAUCUACGUUUCAGAUCUCCCUAGAUCCUACAACUACGGCCUUCUUGACAGAUACUGGUCCACCUCCACCGAUUCUAGGCUCGAUGCUGCCGAUGCUGACAGUGAUCUUAGAUCGUCUCUCUCUCGAUCUGAAUCGUCGAAGCUCGACUUCCCACCGUUCCCUGAGAACCCCCUGAUCAAGCAGUACAGUGCCGAGUACUGGCUACUUGGCGAUCUGAUGACGCCCGAGCAUCUGAGGGCCACUGGAUCGGUCGCGAGGCGGGUCUUUGAUUUGGACGAUGCGGAUGUUGUUUUCGUGCCAUUUUUUGGGACGCUGAGCGCGGAGAUGCAGCUGGGGAUGGGGAAGGCGGUGUUUAGGAAGAAGAAGGAGGGAAAUGAGGAUUAUGAGAGGCAGAGGGAGGUGGUGGAUUUUGUUAGAGGGAGUGAAGCUUGGAAACGGUCGGGCGGGCGGGAUCAUGUUUUCGUCUUGACAGACCCAGUUGCGAUGUGGCAUGUGAGAGCUGAGAUUGCACCGGCAAUUCUGCUGGUGGUCGAUUUUGGUGGGUGGUACAGGCUUGACUCAAAAACAUCCGACGGUAACACUUCAGAUAUGAUACAACACACUCAAGUCUCGCUGCUCAAAGAUGUCAUUGUGCCUUACACUCAUCUACUCCCUAGGUUGCACUUAUCUGAAGACCAGGAUAGGAAGACCCUUCUCUACUUCAAAGGGGCUAAACAUAGGCACCGGGGAGGUCUGGUUCGAGAGAAGUUGUGGGAUUUGUUGGUUAAUGAGCCUGGUGUCAUCAUGGAAGAAGGUUUUCCUAAUGCCACUGGUCGCGAGCAGUCAAUCAAAGGGAUGCGGUCAUCGGAAUUCUGCUUGCAUCCAGCUGGGGACACUCCUACUUCGUGCCGACUUUUUGAUGCUGUCAUCAGUCUCUGUAUACCAGUCAUCGUGAGCGACGACAUUGAGCUCCCGUUUGAAGGAACCUUGGACUAUUCGGACUUCUCGGUUUUUGUGUCGACCAAUGAUGCUUUGCAGCCGAAUUGGCUUGCGGGUCACCUUAGAAGCUUUUCUAAAGAGCAGAAGGAUGCAUUUCGCCGGAGUAUGGCCCAGGUUCAACCUGUUUUCGAGUAUGAUAAUGGUCAUCCAGGUGGGAUCGGGCCCAUCUCUCCAGAUGGGGCUGUGAAUCAUAUAUGGAGAAAGGUUCACCAAAAGCUGCCAAUGAUCAAGGAAGCAAUCACUCGGGAGAACCGAAAACCGCAUGGUGUGUCAAUUCCUCUUCGUUGUCACUGUACGUGAUUUAGUUUUUCUGCUCUCCCAUUUUCUUGGUUCUUGUAAUGCAGAAAAAUCAGAGGAUACAAGUAAGGAUUAAUUUGUGAUGCCAAUUCAUGCAAUUUGUUAUGGAUAUCAAGCAAUCUUUUCAGUUUUCCAA